Molecule: messenger RNA, 600 nt
Organism: Pieris macdunnoughi
Lineage: Eukaryota; Metazoa; Arthropoda; Insecta; Lepidoptera; Pieridae
Source: the annotation of a GenBank genome assembly
AUGGGUAUGUACACAAAAGAAUGCGACACUAUUGGAGAUGUGCCGCACACACUUUGCAAUUGUUCCAGACACAUUCAAAGAAGACGGUCACAACGAGCUAGGUUGCAAGAACGUGUUGUAUUUAAAUCGGGUGACUUGAACAUUGACAAUUCAGGUGAAACAAAAUUUCGACUGUUCAAUGACAUAGUCAAAGUCUUUUUAGAGGCACGCUGGAGAUGGACAAUUCUAUAUUGCGUUAUAGCUUGUGUAUUAACUUGGUUCGUGUUUGCUGCCAUCUGGUGGAUGAUUCUGUACCUUCAUGGUGAUCUCGAGAGCAAUCAUUUACCCCAUGCCUCAAAUUUAACAGAAUGGAGACCUUGCGUAAGAGAAAUUUAUAACUUUACGUCCAUAUUCUUAUUCAGCAUAGAAGUCCAAACGAGCAUAGGUUAUGGUUCCAGAGCAAUCACCCUGGAAUGCCCUGAAGCAAUGUUCACAAUGUGUAUUGAGAGCAUAACAGGAAAAAUAAUACAGUCACUUAUUAUUGGCAUAGUAUUUGCUAAGUUAACGAAACCAAAAAAAUCGCGCGCAGACUCUGAUGUUUUCAAAAUACGCUAUCAUUAA